AUGCCCGCAAUCGCAAACCGCCGCCGGAAGAAAGCUGCCGGGCGCUACGAGAUCGGAAUUUGGCCGAUGAGGCGCACCCAGCUAACCGCACCGCGCCCCGGCCAAAACCGGUGCGGUCGCGACGGCCGCCAGGUCAGCACUGAGGCUUUCUUCGAGUCACGGCGCGCGGGCGCAGCCAAGAAUGAGGCGGCGACGCACACAAACGCACCUUUGUGUGUGUGUGUGUGUGCGCGCGCGUUUGACACGACCGGCGAU
Iphiclides podalirius (scarce swallowtail) is the source of this 255-nucleotide messenger RNA. The record is from the annotation of a GenBank genome assembly. NCBI's taxonomy places the organism in Eukaryota, Metazoa, Arthropoda, Insecta, Lepidoptera, Papilionidae.